This is a messenger RNA of Kwoniella shivajii, 861 nucleotides long. RefSeq lists its product as uncharacterized. The transcript has a single exon. The coding region runs from base 1 to 861 and encodes 286 amino acids. The record is from RefSeq and is a predicted model, not a curated record. Lineage: Eukaryota; Fungi; Basidiomycota; Tremellomycetes; Tremellales; Cryptococcaceae.
AUGCUCUUCUCUAUCUUCCUUUUCCUCUUGAUCCCUACAACUUUCGCCCUUUCUGUUCUACCGACACCCACGCCUAAGCCUACGAUCGCAUCUGCUUUCCCAGCCAGCACAACAAUUGGUAUUCCCAAACCUACUUCACCACCUCUGGUGGAAAGAUGUGAAGGCGGUGAUUGUACCUUUGGUGGUACAGGAACAACUUUACAAGCAUCAGUAGUUACUUCCACGAUACUAUCAACUACUUCAGUUCCAUGUUAUAUUACCACAUAUAUAACGAAUAGUGAAACUCGAACUGAAACAAUCUACUCAACAGAGAUUAUAACUUCCACGAUAACGAAAGAAGGUACUGUUUUCAUCAUACAGUAUAGUCCCACACCUGUAUUGAUGAGUACACCUAUCACCUCCGUGAUGGAAAUAACCAAUACAUGGUGGAGUUAUUGGUUAACUUCGAGUGGAUCAGGGUAUCAAGUCACCUCCAAAGGUCAAGAUUCAACUAUUUACGGUGGCGGUUCCAAUACCGUUACUAAAGGUGGUAACGACAAUGGAAAUGACUGGAAACCUACAAGUAGCGAUAAGGGUUGGAAUGGUGGUUCAAAUGUCGGUACAGGUACAGGAACAGCAUGGACACAUGUAAACGCCAACAACGCCGUCAUAUCUUCUUCAGUACCUGUAGCUGGGGUCACUGUGGGAUCGAAUGACGGUUGGGGUAGCUCAGCUGGAACAGGAACACAAGUCAAUGGCGGCUUGGUCAAUUGGAAUGACGCCUGUAGAAGAACGAGCAGUGUUGGAUGGGAAAUGAAAGCGACUUUCUAUACCACCAUUACGAUCGUGAUAGUAUGGGAAGUCACGCAUUUCCUCGCUUAA